Cyphellophora attinorum is the source of this 1254-nucleotide messenger RNA. RefSeq lists its product as uncharacterized. NCBI's taxonomy places the organism in Eukaryota, Fungi, Ascomycota, Eurotiomycetes, Chaetothyriales, Cyphellophoraceae. The coding region runs from base 1 to 1254 and encodes 417 amino acids. The record is from RefSeq and is a predicted model, not a curated record. The transcript has a single exon.
AUGCCAGCGACGAAAUCAUCAUACGCGAGACUCAUGGCCAUGUGUGCGCUGAGUGCACAGCGACAGGAGAAAGGCGCUGUACUCUCGCAAAGAGCGGUCCCGACGGAUGCGACUGUGGCUCUGGCUAUCUAUCGCAAAGAAGUCAUCGAUGCCUUGCCACUGGACUUCGAGAACGCGGUAGAACAUUCAGACUUACAAGCUGCUGGUCUUACGUGCUUGGCCGCCAUGGAAUCUGGCGACAUGGAGCUAUUCCAUCGGCUUCUUGGCUGGUACCAUGCCGCGCUAGCCCGGCACAAACUUGCGGAUGAGAGUUGUUGGCCGGCUAACAUUUCUAACGUCGAGCGGGAGGAGCGCCGGAGACUUCACUGGUACAUGUAUCGGCUAGAAGUCCACUCCGCUCUUGUGCUUGGGCAUGUCGUGCGAUGUCCGGAGUUGCAAUGCCUGGUGUCUUAUCCAACACUGCCCGACCAGUCGCACGACGAAGCGGAGUGGCUGAGUGGCUGGAACUUCGUCACAGACCUUUAUCGCGGUAUCGAGCAUCUCCUCACCCUAUUCAAAGCACGGCGCAUGGUAUCUACGCAGCAAGGACGAAAGCUGAACACCGACUUCCGACUCGAUUACCGCCCUGAAGACCAUGUCUUGAAGCCAUUGGCCGCUGCAUUGGACGAGCUACCAACUCGAUUCAAACAUGCCGAGGCUUGCUCAGGAUUAGGUGCCCGAAAUCGCUGUGGCUUUCAAGCGGCGAACAUCAUCUGCACGUAUCAACUUCUCCGAGUGGUCUCCUUCACCGCAAGCGACAAUACCUUCCACGACGCGUGCCUCACAGUGAUGGCGCUAAUAGAAGAAAUAUCGACAAUUCCUAUCGAUAUCAUGCGAGCCAUGAGUCUGGGAAUGCUGCAGGAGCUGGCGGGGUUCGGUCAUCUUCUCAGCUGUUUCAUCAAGCGCGGUCUCUCGAGACCAGACUAUCAGCAUCUACGGACUGCCUUGAGUUGCAUGCUUGAGCUUCUCGACGCAUUGGCGUCCUCCAUCGACUCGGCGGCUGAAGCAGGCGAGCGACUGCGAACAUACAUUAGCGCAAUCGACAAACACCUUGGAAGCAUUCCUGCGCCUACGACUGCUGGCAUAGAUCAUGCAAAUACGUCGGCGUGGCUUGCCGACACGUCAAUCGAGGACUGGCUUCCACCGGAGAUGCACGAGAUUCCAUGGCCUUCAGAAUGGUCGGAUCAAUUCUUCAAUUCAUUGAACGAUGUCUAA